AGAAAGAAAGAUACAGCAAGAACUUUUUGACGAGGAUGGGAUUCGAACCCACGCGAGCAGAGCCCAGUGGAUUAGCAGCCAAACACCUCGACUACAAAGACACGCCGCAAGGUGACUUGUUCGUCUCUUCUCUGGCUGGCUUGACUCGGCUGGUUGACUCGCUUCGCCUCCCCUGACAUGCGGGACUGUGUGGGAGGGGGCCGGAGGUGCUUGCCCUCUUUUCAGAUUCUUACAGUCUUACUUUGCCUCCGCCGCGUCCCCCUCUCUGUGCCAUCCACCCCAUCCUUCCAGAGAAUUCGCCUCUGGUAGACUCGGAAAUUCCUUUUGUUCUGAAGACAGCCCUGGGGAGAUGCCCCGCUAACCCGCCGGUGGCUGGGCUGGCUUGUUAGAGGGACCUGCCCUCUCUCCCUUACAUCCCGAGGGGCGGAGCAUCGCGACUCAAAGCAGGCUGGGAACUGGACACGUUACCUUAUAAAAGAGAGCCGGCGAUGGCAUCCACGCUAUAGGGGAUAACCUAGCGACUACUCUUCACAACCACUUGAUCUCCAACUGCAGUGACAUCAUGAGGCUGCAGUUCGUACUCGUCGGGCUGCUACUGUGCCUGUACACGGCACAAGGAACGCCGCCCCUCUUCCGCUGGCUGCCCAACCUGUUCACCCCGCCGUCGCUGGCCAACCUGCUGCCGUUCCCGCUGGCGCUGCCCCUGGCCCUCGUGGGGCCCCUGCCGUUUGCGCUGCCCCUCUUAGUCGGUCUCAAGGGCGCCGGGCUUGUCGGCGUGGGCUUCGCCACCGGAGGAGCCGCCGGUGCCGGCCUUGCCGGACUCGGAGCCCUUGGUCUCAAGGCUGCCCUGAUCAACUCGGCUGCUCUCAAGAUCGCCGGCUUGGGUGCCAUGACUGCCAAGGCUAAGCUCGUCACGGCUGCUGCCAAGGCCGCGGCCGAAGCCGGAGUCAAAGCUGUUGUCCAACAGGCCAAGUCGAAGAUCGCAACUGCGCCCGUCGUUGCACGCGUAGCUCCUGCCGCACCAGUCGUCGCAGCGCCAACUCUCCCCGUUGUUCCUGCGGUUACCAACGUGAAGAUUAUUAAGACGCCGCCAGUCAUCACUGCCCGCCCCGUGCCCGUUGACCCAUGGAAGGUCGGCGCCGCUCUGCCAGCUGGUUGGGACCACUCUAUCAUCUACGGACACCCAUUCUUCGGAUACGGCUUCACUAGGAGCGCCAUCGAACUCCGCAAACUCCCCGCGCGAAAUGCAUGCCCUACGGAGCUGAUCCACAGGCGUCGCCUGCACCGUCUACGGCGCCGCUCGCUUGGUGACGCUGAAGGCCAAACGACCGUGGUGACUCCUAGCGGAAGCGCGCUGUCUAUACGAGCACGGCGCAGGGAGGCCCCCGUGACCGACGCCGCCGCAGCAGGGAUGAACCCGCAGAUGCUGAAGAACAUCUUCGAGUACGUGACCAGCUACGACGCCGAGCGUUGCGUUCUGCGCGUGGUCUGCGAGGUGGCUGCCCAGCCUAGCCUUGCCGGGCCCCAGGGCAGGAACGUCGCCGAUUUCAUGACAUCUCUGUCCAAGGACGACUCCGGAGCCCCCUGGAUGCCGUACCGCGACGCCGCCCUCACCGGCCAUGUGUCCGCUGACCGCACCCGGUGCCACGAGCGCUACCCGACGUGCUCCCAGUCCACCGAGACGCUCGUCAAGAUGGCGCAGACCAGGAUCGCUCAGGUUUCCGAGUCUGUGAGCGGGGCCGCUACCAGAAUCUAAAUCCUGUUCAUGCCGGCGAUCAUGGACCACGGCGACCGCCGACCGCAACCAUCGGCAGUGUCGCCGCUGUGCUCCAUGUCUACAAAGGCACUUCGUCAACGCACGAACAAGGAUCGCACAGGCAUCAGCUACCGGUGGUGCUACAGGUGCAUACAUCCUCGUCAAUCCGCAGCUGUAUAUUACUACAGCUACAAAUGUUAAUAUUCAAUGUACAUAGCUAGUAACGACAUCUAUAAUGAACCAGUGUUGUAGUGAAUCAGUGUUAAUGAAUCGGUGUUGUCGAUUCUACUGAAAUAAAAAGUACUAUGUGGA
Molecule: messenger RNA, 2068 nt
Organism: Dermacentor andersoni
Lineage: Eukaryota; Metazoa; Arthropoda; Arachnida; Ixodida; Ixodidae
Source: RefSeq, a predicted model, not a curated record